AUGUUCACCACCACUCUCCGACGCAGCCCGACAUGGACCCGUCAAGCAACUCCCUCUUUGCGCCGCCUAAUUUCUUCUAACCACCAGACUUUCGAAGAGGGCGACAUCGUCCAUUUACGGCGCAUAGCCGGUAAGACUAGUUCUACAAUCCUCUCGCAGCCUCUUAGACCCGGCAGGAAAAUCGAGACCCCCAGUGGGCGCAUUGCGCACAACGACAUUAUCGGUGCCAACACACGCGACAUUGUCUCUAGCUGUAAAGGCACCGGAUACUGCGUCACAUUCCCCACAAUUGAUGAAUAUGUGACCAACGUCCGCCGCCUCGUCACCCCCGUCUACCCCCACGACGCCGCAACAAUCGUAAACCUCCUCGACAUUCACGUCGACAGCGCACCGAAUCCGCCUAUUGAGAUCUUUGAAGCGGGCACAGGACAUGGUUCAUUGACACUGCAGCUCUGCCGCGCCGUACAUGCUGCAAACCCACCAAGCAGACCGCGCGGUGCCAUAAUCCACACCAUCGAUAUCUCUGCGCGUCACUCCGAGCACGCUGAGAAGGUUGUUUCGGGCUUCCGCAGAGGCUUAUAUAGAAAGAACGUCGACUUUUAUGUCGGUAACCCUACGCAGUGGAUCAAGAAUCAGUUCACAAAGCGGGCCGAGGAGGGGAAGCCACCGGGGCCAUUCUUAUCGCAUGCCAUUCUGGAUCUGCCGGGAACAGAUGAGUAUCUACAGGCAAUGUCUGAUGGACUCCUUCCGGAUGGUGUUCUGGGUGUGUUUUGUCCUAGUGUGACCCAGAUUGCGGAUUGCUUGAAGGUAAUCAAGAAGACGGGCAUCCCGCUAUCAAAAGAGGCAGUGAUUGAGUUCUCGCCGCAUGGUACGGGCGUUGGCGCAGGGUUGAGGGCAUGGAAUGUGAAGUGGACAACUGUAAGAGCGAAAGAGCGUGGAAAGGUCGAUGUAGAGGGUGAGGAGGUCAAGGUUGGAGCGGAGGCAGGGGACAUGCCUGCGGAGAGCGAGUCUGUAGUUGACGUAGACACGGAAGCAGAGUUGCAGCCGAAGGAGAUCCCGCCCAUUGCUGAGGGCGCGACAGAGGAUGUCCUAGUGUGUAGACCAUCUGUGGGGGAUCGGCUGGUAGGCGGUGGGUUCUUUGCGGUCUUUAGAAAGAGAGGCCAAAGUUAG
Molecule: messenger RNA, 1170 nt
Organism: Morchella importuna
Lineage: Eukaryota; Fungi; Ascomycota; Pezizomycetes; Pezizales; Morchellaceae
Exons: 3
Coding region: 1-1170 (389 amino acids)
Biological process (GO): tRNA methylation
Cellular component (GO): tRNA (m1A) methyltransferase complex
Source: RefSeq, a predicted model, not a curated record